AUGCCGGCCAUACCCUCGGACAGCGCUCACCACAAAUUCGACAUUGUCGUCGUUGGUGCCGGAAAUGCUGGGUAUUCUGCAGCGAUUUCGUCUGCAGAAUCCCUCGGACCUUCCCACAGAGGCAAGGUUCUGCUCAUUGACAAAUGCCCAGAGGAUUGGGCAGGCGGCAACUCCUACUUCACUGCUGGCGCGAUGCGCACCGUCCACGGCGGACUAGGAGACAUACUGCCCGUGGUCAACAAUGUAGAUGCCAGUUUGGCAAAGCAGAUUGAUCUCGCGCCAUAUACCAGGGAAGACUUCCUCCACGACAUGCGUCGCGUCACCGACGGUCGCUUUGACCCGGCUUUGGGGCAGACUUUGGUGGACGAGUCAAAUGCUGCUAUCAAGUGGCUAGCAGGUCAUGGUGUGCGGUAUCAACUGAGUUUCAAUCGCCAGGCCUACAAAGUGAAUGGGCGAUACAAGUUCUGGGGUGGCCUGGCCCUCAAAACAGAAGACGGCGGCAAAGGCUUGGUCGAGGACCACCAGGCUGCCUGCAAACGUCUUGGGAUUACGGUUUGGCAUUCGACCGCAGCCAAGAAGAUCAAUCUAGAUCCCAAGACGGGUGCCUUCACCUCCCUCAUAGCUGAAGUGGCUACGGGGGAUCAUGUCGAGAUCCAAGCCGCGAGCAUCAUUCUGGCAGCCGGUGGGUUUGAGGCUAACCCGCGCAUGAGAGCCCAAUAUCUCGGUCACGGAUGGGAUCUGGCUCAUGUCCGCGGCACACCCUACAACACUGGCGAGGUCCUUGAAAUUGCUAUGCGAGACAUGGCGGCGAAACAGGCUGGUCACUGGUCAGGAUGUCAUGCCACCGCCUGGGACGCCAACUCUCCUCAAAACUCUGGAGAUCGCAUAAUUUCAAAUGAAUUUACCAAAUCCGGAUAUCCACUGGGCAUCACCCUCAACAACCUUGGAGAGCGUUUCUUCGACGAAGGCAGUGAUCUACGGAAUUACACAUAUGCAAAGUUUGGCAAGGCAAUUCUGGGUCAGCCUGGCGGUACCGCUUUCCAGAUUUGGGACUCCGAAGGAAUUCCGUGGCUGCGAAGUGAGGAAUACAGAGACGAAAUUGUCGAGAAGAUUUCCGCAGAAACAAUAGAGGAGCUGGCCGACAAGUGUGCCAGAUACGGGUUGGAGAAUCCCGGAAGAUUUGUCGAGGAAGUCAAGGAGUAUAACGAAGCUGUCGCCUUGUUCCGAAAAGAGAACCACAGCAAAAAAUGGGACCCGGCAGUCAAAGACGGACUCUCAACACAGUCGUCCAAAAAGAAACUAAAAAUCCCAAAGUCUAACUGGGCUUUGCCCCUGACCAAGGGUCCUUUUAUGGCUGUCCGUGUGAGGUGUGGCGUCACAUUCACAUUUGGAGGACUGGCCAUUGAUCCGACCACGUCGGGUGUGAUCUCAAAUUUGACCGGAAAGACUGUGCCAGGCGUGUUUUGCUGUGGCGAAAUGGUUGGUGGGCUCUUUUACCAAAAUUAUCCCGGAGGUAGUGGUCUAACCUCUGGUGCUGUAUUCGGAAGGAAAGCAGGCCAGAGUGCUGCGAAGAUUGUGAAUGCACAAUCUGCGCUGGAGUCAACGAGCACGGUAGCGGCGCGCCUUUGA
Molecule: messenger RNA, 1629 nt
Organism: Pestalotiopsis fici W106-1
Lineage: Eukaryota; Fungi; Ascomycota; Sordariomycetes; Amphisphaeriales; Sporocadaceae
Exons: 1
Coding region: 1-1629 (542 amino acids)
Source: RefSeq, a predicted model, not a curated record